Molecule: messenger RNA, 1044 nt
Organism: Aureobasidium subglaciale EXF-2481
Lineage: Eukaryota; Fungi; Ascomycota; Dothideomycetes; Dothideales; Saccotheciaceae
Exons: 2
Coding region: 1-1044 (347 amino acids)
Biological process (GO): inosine biosynthetic process; adenosine catabolic process
Molecular function (GO): adenosine deaminase activity
Source: RefSeq, a predicted model, not a curated record
AUGUCGCUGCCACCUGACCUUGCUUAUACCAAAGCUCUGCCAAAGGUGGAGCUCCAUGCUCAUUUGACAGGCAGCAUCAGUAGAAGAUGCUUGCACGAGAUUUGGAAGCAGAGAGCCUCCAAAGAUUCUUCCUUUGGCCUGGAGGAUCCAUUAACGGCAAUCCCCAAGGCGACGGAUGGCAACAUUGAUGUAGUCAGUUUCUUCCCCAUAUUCGACAAGUACAUCUAUUCCUUGGUCUCGGAUGAAGAAAGCAUACGAUUCGCAACCACUACGGUUCUGGAAGAGUUUCGAGAGGAUGGAGUCCGUUACCUAGAGCUCCGUACUACACCUCGCGCCGUACCAGCCGCUAGGAUCAGCAAGGACGAUUACAUUGCCAUCGUCUUGAAGGCCAUGGCGGACUUCAGAAUGUCGAAUGACAGCUUGCACGUAAAGCUCAUACUGUCUAUCGACCGCAAGAACACGCUUGAUGAAGCCUUUGAGGUUGUACAACUGGCACUCAAAUAUCGUCGCCUGGGAGUCGUCGGUGUAGACCUUUGUGGCAACCCAGCCCGCAGGCCGAUCUCCCACCUGAAGCCCGCCUUUAUCGAAGCCAAUACUCAAGGUCUUGCCAUCACACUACACUUUGCAGAGAUUGCUCAGCCGGAUUCUGACGAGCUAGAAGAGUUGCUAGCAUGGAACCCGCAGCGCAUCGGGCAUGUAAUUCAUGUCCCCAAGGAGCUAAGGAAGUCUAUUGGAGACCAAAGGCUCGGACUGGAAUUAUGUCUGAGCUGCAAUGUGCUAGCCAACUUGAGCGAAGGGGGAUAUGCAUCCCAUCAUUUCGGUGAGUGGUGGAGCGCUGGGGCGCCCAUCGCUUUGUCUACUGACGAUGUCGGCAUUUUUGAGUCGAGUUUGAGUAGCGAGUAUUUGCUGGCUGCACAUCACUUCAACCUCGAUCGUAAGCAGCUUCUGGAACUCAGUAGAAGUGCGUGUGCCACCAUAUUCGGUGAUGCGGAUGAGGUGAAAAGGUUAUCCAAUCUCCUAGACGGGUUCUGCGUGUUGGCAUGA